ACUUGAAGUAUGGUCUGUGAUGUCACCACAUUGCAACGCACAUCCUCUCACGAGCGACAUCAGCGUGCAGAAGUAACAGUGACUUCGUCUGUCCUGACAUUCUGAAUUUGGGCGAUUUGACGUCGUACUGAAAUUCACUGUUUUCGCAGAGUUGGAAACGCUACUCAUGGGGGUUAUAACUAUCUUACUUUCGAUUGUAGUUGCGCAUACAUGCACUGGGGUGUUGUUUAACGACAGUUCUGAACACAGUAUAGCUGUUCCAGUAACUGAUGAACCAACUCACAACAUUUAUCCUCCAGAUCAAGACGUGCCCAGACCAGCUGGACGCAGUUUCACUAUUAAUCGGGUCUAUAUGACCCAGACUGAUGAACCAAUAGAAUACAUUGACUCAGAUCAGGAUUUGCUCCACUCUGCCAUAAUUCCCAAUAAGACCCAAACAGGGCUAUAUAAGAGUUUUAUUAUUAAUAUACCAAAAGUGUCUGACUCUGAUAACCAUCAUGUUACACAUCUGUGUAACAUCACUCAAAUGGGUGCAGCAAAAUGCAACCAGACUACACCAUCCUGGGUGACGUACACCAUUUCAGAUGAGGCUAUGGUUUUCCUCAAAAGCCUGCUGGUCAGACGUGUCAUGCCCUCUUUUUACAUCCUCAUCUUCCUUAUUAGUGUACCCCUAAACACAUUUGCCUUGGUGACAUUCACCUGUAAGAUUCGAGUAAAGAAACCAGCUGUGAUCUACAUGUCUCACCUGGCGUGUGUGGACUUGCUCUUCACUCUGCUGCUGCCUCUGAAGAUCCACUACCACCUGAACGCUUCAGAUUGGGUGUUUGGCGAGGUGGCGUGUCGUGUACUAAGUGCUGCUUACUACUGCUACAUGUACUGCUCUAUACUGCUGAUGAUGUGCAUGAGUGUGGACAGGCUUGUGGUCGUGGUGAUCCCUGUUGCCUCACUAUCAUGGCGGAGAGCAAGGAAUGCCAAAUGCAUAUGUGUGCUUGUCUGGCUGCUGGCGCUCGCCGGCACAGUGCCACUUCUCUCCAUAAAGCAAACGUUUAAGAUAAAAAAUGUGGGAGUCACCUGCCAUGACGCACUUCUCCAUGAUGACCCUACAGAGCAGCAGUAUGUGUACCUGUUCUCCAUCCUCUCCUGCCUCUUCUUCUUCUUGCCACUGGUUGCCACCUUGGCGAGUUACUCUACCAUCAUAUAUGUGCUCAAUGCCAAGUCUGAACACUUAACAACAUCAUCAUCCACAGACAAACGCAGGAGAGCUGUGAUUAUGGCUAUCGCCGUGCUGACAGAGUUUGUGGCAUGCUUUGCACCAACCAAUGGCAUCCUGUUGUACCACUGUGUUCGUCUGGCCACCGGAGGCUACAGUGGGGAAGGGGAUUCAUCAUAUGCAGCUUACAUGUUGGCUGUGUGUGCGGGGAGCUCAAGUGUUUUCCUGGACCCUCUGCUGUACUACUACGGCUCGUCUCAGUGCAGACAGCAGAUCAGCUCUGUGUUUUGGAGAAGAACGACAAAAAGAGCAGGCACACUAUCAAACACACAAACUCAGUCAAAUUCAACUUACCUGAACUGUGAGUACAGUCAGGCUCGCAUUAAGAUGUGAAUUGUUUAGAAAAAGAGCUAGUCAUAUAAUUUCAUAAAUGAUCAGCAAGCACAAAUGUGUGUGGUCUUCAGUUGAUUUUGGAAGUGUAAGUGUGUGUGUGUGUGUGUGAGAGAGAGUAUAUGUACGUGUGAAAAGAGAUACAGUAGAUAGUGACUUUUGUAAUUCUGAAGGCAAAAAGUUAGACUAUGCUGUUAUAAAUGUAAUGCAUUAUAUGCAUGUAAAUGCAUUAUAGUUUGUGUGUAGUUUUGCUUUAAGCUUUAUUAAUUCACUCCACUGUAUUUAACUGGCAGUCUUAACCAACAGAUGGUAAGAUGUGUAUGUAUUCAAUGUUUUUCUAUGUAGGACACACAUAUACCAUGAUGAUUAUAUAAGAUACAUAUAUUUAUAUACAAAAUGUGUCAUUGAAUUUAUCUCUUAAAAACAGAUGUCAUGUAAAGGGCAUCUAGUCAUGGAUUUCUGUUGCAAUAUUUUGAUAUACUCUGAUAAGUUUAGCUUCCUCAUUCCAUAUAAACAACUACAAGUUAUUUGUAUGUGCUACUAAGCUACUGUAUUUCAAAUAUUGGAAGUUGUGCAGUGUAUUAUGUGUGAUGCAUACUAUAUUGAAAUGGUCAUAUUUUA
This is a messenger RNA of Myxocyprinus asiaticus (Chinese sucker), 2221 nucleotides long. Its product is annotated as proteinase-activated receptor 1-like. The record is from RefSeq and is a predicted model, not a curated record. Lineage: Eukaryota; Metazoa; Chordata; Actinopteri; Cypriniformes; Catostomidae. Gene Ontology annotation, biological process: thrombin-activated receptor signaling pathway; blood coagulation; positive regulation of blood coagulation. Gene Ontology annotation, cellular component: membrane. The transcript is spliced from 4 exons. The coding region runs from base 167 to 1603 and encodes 478 amino acids. Gene Ontology annotation, molecular function: thrombin-activated receptor activity.